Molecule: messenger RNA, 1242 nt
Organism: Diaporthe citri
Lineage: Eukaryota; Fungi; Ascomycota; Sordariomycetes; Diaporthales; Diaporthaceae
Exons: 1
Coding region: 1-1242 (413 amino acids)
Source: RefSeq, a predicted model, not a curated record
AUGGGGAAGAAUGAAGACAGCACUGAGAUCCUGGUGCAUAUCACCGCACCAAGCGCUGCAGCAGAUGACUCCAGAUAUCGAGCACUCGCACAGGCAUACCUGGAUUUCGAGCCCCAGGGAUUCGUCGAUCUCCCCCAAGAUCCGUCGUCAAAACCCAGUGCUGUCCCUUCGGACAAAUUCAUAUCCCCGCAAGCAUCGUUUGGGAGCGUCUGGGAUAAUGUUGGGUCACCGCGCCUGGCAGGAGUAAGCCAGCAGCUGGCACCGUUAGCCGGCAUACAGCCUUCUGUACCUCCAGCGUCAUCUCAGCCCAGGGAUGACACCCAACUCUCAUGGGUUGCUCCACCAAGCGAGGUUCCGGAUUCGAUGCCAGACAAUGACAUCAGGGCGCCUGCUUUCAACACGCCGACGAGGGUGCUGAACUACUUCCUCCAAUCCAUAGAGCAAGCGUCUCUCUCCUCAGGGGGAGCUUCUGGCGAGGUACUUGAGGGCGGUAGGAACGUCGGGCAUAACAGCCUCUCCCAUGCAGCUGCCUCAGAAGGCCUGCUUGUUCGUGGGUCAGGUCUCGACUCAAGCCCAUCUACCCGUAGACCGCACGGCCACGCGCCUCAGAUCCCAGAUCCCAUCGAGACUCUGGGCAGUGUGUCCGACGUGACGGAGGACUGCCACGCAGACAAGGCGCCCUCGGGCUCUGGUUCAGCCGUGGAGACGGUGGGUCACCGGACAACGAUUCCGAAUACACUGCCAGAAAACAUAUCUGCAUUUGUUGUCGACAGCGGUGACUGGGCACACGAAACGCAGCUGAUAUCGACUGAACCAGCCGUAGCCAACCACCGCCUGGGGCCUAGAGCACCCCAGCACUUGGAGAAGCUGGCGGAGAGCAUGCAGAUGGGGAGGAAGUACAGGCCGAAGUAUCAGGCCAGAGACAUGCGGCCUUUCGCGAGGGGAUACUGGCUGAUGAGGCUGGACGGCUGGAACUUCGAGGAAAAGGUCAAGGCAUGGGGCUUCCUCGGGAAUUAUAUCCGCCGGGAUGACAAGGCAGGAUGGGGCACCAGGGCGUGCCGCGACGAGUCGUGGGAUUGGAUAAGGCUCUACGGCUGGGAGCACAUCGCCGGGGAGCUGUAUGCACUUCUGUACGUGGCCAGCUACAGGAAGCUCAAGUACGUGGAGGUCAAGUACUACGGCGCGGCGGGGGACGUCCUAAUUGUGGUCGGGCCCAGGGGCACUCAACCAAAGUCCGGUUGA